This is a messenger RNA of Vitis riparia (riverbank grape), 1324 nucleotides long. RefSeq lists its product as uncharacterized. Lineage: Eukaryota; Viridiplantae; Streptophyta; Magnoliopsida; Vitales; Vitaceae. The record is from RefSeq and is a predicted model, not a curated record. The transcript is spliced from 2 exons. Bases 264 to 1055 code for a protein of 263 amino acids.
CUCAAAAAAUAAAUAUACUAAUAACAAAGAAAACAUAAAUCUGUAUAUGUAUAUUUUUGCAUUGGUAAAGGUUGUUGAACGGUUCUUUUUGGUCUCUUCCCACCCACCAAUGAUCCACUGCCACACCCAUUUAUCGAUUAUACAAAUCACUUGUGAUUAUGGGUGUGUAAUCUGAUUUGUCGGUUGAUUUUGUGUAUGGGUGUGUAAUCUGAUUUGUGGGUUGAUUUUGUGAGCGGAGGGGAGAGGAAGAGGCAGGAAGUGAGAUGGGUCUGCUCACAAACAGGGUUGAGAGAAGUGAGAUCAGACCAGGGGAUCAUAUCUACACUUGGAGAGCUGUCUUCACUUACUCUCAUCAUGGCAUCUUUGUUGGGGGGAGCAAGGUGGUUCAUUUUACACCUGAGCGAAACAGGGACUCAAACAAUGGGACCCCUUCAGACUCAUAUGAUCUAGUGUCUAGCAUCCCAUCAACCUGUUCAACCUUUCCUGAUUGUGGAUUCAGGCAACCAAACAGUGGGGUUGUCCUCUCCUGCCUUGACUGCUUCCUUGGAAAAGGAUCACUUUACUCUUUUGAAUAUGGGGUUACACCAUCUGUUUUCCUGGCCAAAGUACGAGGUGGUACAUGUACUACAGCAACAUCUGACCCACCAGACGCAGUCAUCCACCGGGCUAUGUAUCUGCUUCAAAAUGGAUUUGGCAAUUAUGAUGUGUUCCAGAAUAACUGUGAGGACUUUGCACUGUACUGCAAAACAGGUCUUCUGAUAGUUGACAAGUCAGGUGUAGGAAGAAGUGGUCAAGCGUCGUCUGUCAUUGGUGCUCCACUGGCUGCAAUUCUUUCCUCUCCUUUGAAGUUGCUAAUGCCAAGUCCUGUGGGUGUAGCAACAGUAACAGCUGGAAUGUACUGUAUGAGCAGGUAUGCUACUGAUAUUGGUGUUCGAACUGAUGUGAUCAAGGUGGCAGUGGAGGAGUUGGCUGUGAACCUUGGCUGGGGUGAUGUCACAGAGGAAGUAGCUGAGGAAAAUGAUGCUUCUAAUAAUAGACAGAUUGUUAGAUCAUGAGGAAGUAGCUGGGAACAAUGAGGCUUCGAACAAACAAGUUGCCAGGUGAUGUGAAUCUUAUCCUUGCGCUCAUGAAGCCCAUAUAUAUGCUAUUGUUAGUCAAAUACCAACAAUAAUUCAGUAGCUAUUAAUGAACUUUAAGUUGUGGGUUGUUUUCUGUACAAGUUUGUGAGAUAUCCUAAAACUGCUUUCUAGUUGUUACUUAUUCUACUAUGCUAUUCAAUUAUGGAUUAAAUGAAAUUUGUGGCAUUGGUUGACUUGUUAUAGGA